UACACGGGCUUUGUGGCUACUAUCGAGUUCAUUGAUGACGUGAGUACCCAACCAGCCAGUACGGCGGCCACGUUGGAAGUAUCACCAUAUCCAGCCAUUGCAGUUCAAAGGAACUUGAGGAACGACCAAUCUUGUGAGAUGACAAUCAAAUCAGCUGACAUCAAGUCUGGACAUUUCGAUUUACGUGGUAUACAAAAUUGGAAAACAAAUUGCACUAUUCGUUUCGAAGGGAGGGAACCGGAAAUCGUGCACAUAUCCUUGUUUAACUACGUGCUCAAAGCAAGUUCUUGUCAAUCAUUUAUUGAAAUUUACGAUGGACCAGAUAUAAGGUCAAAAGAUAAAACUAAACGAUUGUGUAGUCCCGUUGAGAAUCAUGCAAGGGAUACAAAUGGCAUGUUUCGUGAAAGACAAAUGUUUGUUUCGUCAGGAAAUCAUAUGACGCUCUUCGUCCGCAGAUUAAUGGCAAAUAAUCAAGACGAAGAGACUGAAUUUUUGGACGGUGCCUACAGUUUCUUUAAUGUAUUAGAAAGAGGAACAUUGCAACCGGACACGUUGUGUGAUGUUAACUAUAAUGGCCGAAGCAGUUCAUCUAGAGGGAAAUUAAAACAUCCAGGAACAGAACAAAUAUUUUGGAAUGUCGAAGGACAAUUGAGGUGUUCUCAAAAUCUCAUUCCAGCUACUAAUCAGAGCAUAAGCAUCAAAAUUAUAUCGUUGAAUAAGAUGUCUUCGGAUUUGUGCUACACCGAAUGUGGGGACGGCGGGUGUCGUUGUGUCAAAAAUGCUACAUCGGUCGUUGAUCAGCUGUACGUCAUCUCAACAAACGAUGACAUAUUGUCCUGCAUUUGUGGUGAUUUUCAGGCCGAAUGGUUGCCAGUCACUGUCAAAUCGUGGUCACCCAUCAAGUUGGUAUACUCAGUAUCAAAGUACAGCUGGUCCAACAAAGGAUUCGAAUACUCGGCCGAGUAUUCGUUCAAAGAAGAUAUGGUGUGCGGAUAUCGGGUCAUCAACCAACAUACCGGCAUACUCGAAUCACCAAUAAUGAUCAGAGAGAGUCCACUCAAUUUCUAUUACCAUCAGGAUUGCACGUGGUUACUGGAUUCAAAUGUCGAACGUCACUUGACCAUAGAAAUAGGAAGUUCGCAAAGUCGUCCCUGCUCAGCGUGGAAUAUAAGCAUUCACGAGUAUUCGGAAAGAUCAGAUGACAAAGCCGGUCCGAUAUUAUACACAUUCUGCUCCAGAGAAAAAAAUUCAACCAACACACUCCCGUGGCAAACGAAUAUCGUUGUAAUCAAGCUAAGAGUAAUGACACAGACUCCACCACAAUACUACAUCAAGUGGAGAUCCGACGUCGAUCGUGCCAGACUGUCUGGAUCGACGGCCCAUACAGCCGCUGCUAGUGGAUCAAUGAAAUUUGCAAACAACUGGACAAUAUUAUUACUUACCAUCAUAUUUCUUUACGUAAAACAAAUGAAAAACAGUUGAAUACUUGUAUUAUUGCCAAUAUAAAUAAAGCUUUUUUUACCUGCUUAGAAUUAAGUGUUAAGGUUUCUACAAAUAAUUGGACUAAAACGAGUACUUCCGUUUUUGACUGUUAGGGUUUGAUUGAUUUCGUGCCAAACUCUUAAAUAAAUAUUUUGAUUAGUAAUUUAUGAGUUUAUAGUCGUAGAUAAUCUGAUAAAUUAUUUCCUGAAUAUUUCCAUAUCAUCUACUGAAUGAUAAAAUUAAAAUUAAAAUCAAAAAUCUACUUGCAUCUAUCAUUUUUUGUUUGUAUAAUCAUUAAACUACGAAUACAAAUCAUUAUUCAAUCGGUUCUCAAUAAAAAUUGUAUAUGUCAUAUAAAUUAUUUUUAUUCUUAUACAUUGUUAACAUUAUAUUAUAUUCACGAAUAAAAUGUAACAUUUUUAUUUUACAACUAUAAUGUAUAUAGCCAAUAGCCAUAUAGGUUAGGUUAGGUUGCUAUUACGAUAUCAUAAUUGAAGAUCAUGAAACCUAUUUGGGACCUGCUCUCCUCCAAAAAAUAUUAUGAUGCUUAAAGUUUCCAAAUAUCAAUUAUAAAAUUAAUUCAAUUAGUAUGCUUUUUUUUCAAUUUUAAAUAUGUAUUUAUCAGGUACUUCUGUUAUUCUAGUUUAUUAUGCAAAUUCUUAUGAAAGUACCAAAUGAUUUUUUUAGAAUAAAACCAAGUAUAUUUUAUAUUUAUAUUGGUUACAUUUUCUGUAAGCACUCAUAUUUAUACAUUCAUUUUUAAACAGAUAUUGAGUUUAGAGGUUCAGUUUGACCUCUGCUUAAAUUUGAGACCCGACACUGUUACAUAAAAUAAAAAAUAGAUUUUACUAUACCAAAAGAUUUUUAUCAUUGCCGCGAUGGUGAUAAAAUAAUAAAAUAUAAGAGGUAGCAAUACUUCAGGAAUAUUAAUUUUGUUAGAUAAUUGUAAAUCACCUACACUUUUUUGUUUAGAUAAAAUAUUAAACCAACCUUUUUUGUUUUAUUAUGAUUCAUGGUACAGCUUCAACUGCUAAGGUUAUUAGCUUGAAACAAAAAAUGAAAGCAUUUGGUUACAUAAUAUAAAACCAACGUUUUAUUUUCUAUAUUAAUACAAAAUUCUUGAACAUUGAAGUGUUACAAAUUAAAACUAUAUUGACGUGAAAAAGAAAUAAACACCUUUUAUAUUUAAUAGUUGUAAAUACACAUGGGCAUCUUAGCUUCCUGUAUUUUCAGUAUGAAAAACGGGAAAAUAUGCUGUCCCACUAUAAAUAUUAAGGUACUUUUGAUGAUAACAAAUACAUACAUUAAAACGAUAUUAUUUAUGAUGUUAAAAUUAAUGAUAAUAAUUACUUGAUUAUUACUAACACAUUGUUAUACAUUAAAAUAAAUUGGCCAUUUAAAUUUAAGAUUUUUAAAAUAUAUAAAUGUUUAAUAUACUGAUAGGUGCAUGUAGUAGUUAUGUACAAGAAUAAAGUCCUACAAAAAUAUUGUUGACGUCAGCCAGCCAAAAUUGCACUAACAAAAAGAUAUUAGCACUUGCUAAUUUGAUAAAGCCACUUUUAUUUGUAUAUUACGUUAAAAUAUUAGUUAUAAAUUAUAAUAUGGUUAGGUUUACAAGUAUCCUUUUUAUGUUUGGUUUAAAUGAUUGUGUAAAUAAUUUUAAAUAAAAUAAUAAUCAUAAUAAAUAAUUUUAUACCAUUAUUUAUUGAUUAUUAGACAGUUUUUGACUGUUUUAUUUUCGUUGAAUAUCUUAUGUAACACAAUCUUAUGAACGUAUUAUGUUUAUGUUUAAUGUAUAUAAUUAUUGUUAAUGAAUUAUUUAGGAAAUCAUAGUAAAAUGUUGACUGUUGGGAAAUUGUCCAAUACUGUUUGGAACUAAUUGGCUAAUAUGUGCAGUGAAUACAUUGUUCAUUAAAUAAUAAACUAAUUUUUAUCGCCAUAGUAUUUUAAUUUAUCAUAAUUCUUAAUUUGUAUUAAUAUUUAGGAAUAUUUUACUCGGCUCAAGUACAUCUUUUGUGAAAAUACUAAAUAGCUUACUUUAUUGCAUACACAGUAAUAACUAUCAUAAAUAUAAACUUUUUUUUUCCGUUCAAAAACAGGAAACGUGUGAGAACUGUUUAGCACAAUACUAUCACGCCGGAUGAUAUGUUGAGGAGAAAGCGAACUGAGGCGUCAGCGGAUAAACAAGAGGCAGGAUGGUGGAGACUAUAGGGCUGCCCGAAUAUGCUUAUUUUGUGGGCCGGUGGCCUGCUUGUUCAGGGUGGUUAGAGGUCCCGUCAUUUAUAUAGUUAAUUAUAAUUUGAGUGUAUUUUACGAAGAAACGAUAAGGGACCAUAAGUUUUUAAAGGUACUCAAUAUUUUUAUUUAUAAUAAUAGAGAUGACAAAACUAAAUAGCUGAUCAAAAGUUCUAUUUUUAAAAUGACCAAAAUAAGGUCCACAUAUUUUUUUUAAAUUAUCUAACAAUUUACAACAAAUCGAAUUACUGUCAAUGUAGUGGAGCAUUUAUUUCCACCUAUUAAAAUAAUUUACAACAAUUUUUUAGGAAUGGUCCACUGUUGCCCUACAAAUCUGGGAGAACAUGUUUAAUAUAAAAAUAAAAUCCCAUCAAACUGCGAGCAUGAACUUGGCUGCACUAAAUUUAAAUUGACCCUAUGUGAAAA
Messenger RNA from Myzus persicae (green peach aphid), 4143 nucleotides. RefSeq lists its product as uncharacterized. The transcript has 9 exons. Lineage: Eukaryota; Metazoa; Arthropoda; Insecta; Hemiptera; Aphididae. Bases 139 to 1482 code for a protein of 447 amino acids. The record is from RefSeq and is a predicted model, not a curated record.